AUGACAACGCAGUCUGGUGUGCAAAGUGGUGCAGGAAGUGGUGGUCGUGUGUCUGUAAGAGAUUUGUGUUGCCUUUUUUGUUGCCCACCAUUGCCUUCAUCAAUUGUUUCCAAAUUAGCCUUCAUGCCACCUGAGCCAAGUUAUCGAAUUGUUAAACAUGACUCCCACGUAACUACGUUAGAAUUAGUGGAAGGACGAGCAGACUGGCCACAUGGUUAUGAUGAACUUCGUAAUAUUGAUGUCUUUCAUACACGCACACGAAGAAGGAAUGACAUUGUUUGUAUGUACGUUAAACCCUGUGGUGAUGCACAUUUCACUUUGUUAUUUUCACAUGGCAAUGCAGUGGACAUUGGACAGAUGUGUAGUUUUUACUAUGGACUCGGUUUUCGUCUCGGAUGCAAUAUUUUUAGCUACGAUUACUCGGGAUAUGGUUGCUCUAGUGGGAAACCUUCAGAAAAAAAUUUGUACGCUGAUAUUGCGGCAGCUUUAGCAGCUUUGCGUUCUAGAUAUCAGAUGCCUUUAAAUCGAAUCAUUUUAUAUGGCCAAUCGAUUGGAACAGUUCCAAGUGUGGAUUUGGCAAGCAUUGAAGGUUCUGUUGCUGCACUCAUAUUGCAUUCACCGUUGAUGUCUGGUAUGCGUGUAGCAUUUCCUGGAACACAGCGUACGUGGUGUUGUGAUGCAUUUCCAUCAAUCGAUAAAGUACCACGUGUACGAUGUCCAACUCUCGUAAUUCAUGGGACUGAUGAUGAAGUGAUUGAUUUUUCUCAUGGUGUAUCAAUUUACGAACAUUGUCCCUCAUCUGUUGAGCCGCUUUGGGUAGCUGGUGCAGGUCAUAAUGAUGUUGAACUUCAUGCUGCAUAUCUUGAUCGCCUUAGAGCAUUUAUUGAAAAUGAAGCUUAUAAAGGCAGAGAAAUUAGUACUACAACAACUACAGCAACGUCGGCUGGUUCGCGUGUCACCUCUUAA
Thelazia callipaeda (thelaziosis nematode) is the source of this 966-nucleotide messenger RNA. The record is from the annotation of a GenBank genome assembly. NCBI's taxonomy places the organism in Eukaryota, Metazoa, Nematoda, Chromadorea, Rhabditida, Thelaziidae.